Messenger RNA from Meloidogyne enterolobii, 343 nucleotides. NCBI's taxonomy places the organism in Eukaryota, Metazoa, Nematoda, Chromadorea, Rhabditida, Meloidogynidae. The record is from the annotation of a GenBank genome assembly.
AAUGUCACAAACAAUUAAACACCCAAAAAGUCAGGAAGAAUUAAAUGCAAUUUUGGCAGAGGCAGGCUCUAAACUUGUCGUUAUUGACUUUUUUGCUACUUGGUGUGGUCCUUGUCGAUUAAUGACACCAAAAUUUAAUAAAUUAGCAGAUGAAUUUGCUGACCCAAUUUAUGUUGGGAUAGAUGUUGAUGAACAUGAACACAUUGCAGCUAAUUAUGAAAUAAAUGUAAUGCCAACAUUUGUUUUCUUCAAAGAUGGAAAGAAACUUGUAUUUAAAUUUCAGACCGUUAUUGAGGGAAAUAAUUAUGAGGAAUUGAGGAAAACAAUUGAAAGCAACAAAUGA